GUUCCGAAACGGCCCAUUUUGGCGUAUUUAGCACGGACUUGUGGCUGCCCUACCGCAGGAGUAUUGACGUGUUUUGCCUUGCCCUUCCACCCAAGCGUCGAUCUUUGACUUAGUCGUGGCUUCUCCACCGUCUGGUUUCACAGCCAGCCUUUCGUCAUGGCAUGACCUGUAGUUCGCGGCGCCAAAUAUGCCAGAUCUCUUGCUCCGUUCUAUUUCUAGCGCACAGCUUUCUGCGCAACUAUAUAUGUGCUUUCUUCGCUCUGUUCACUACACUGUUCGUUUCUAGCCAGAUCGCCGCCCACGCUGGCAGCAUCGACGUUUACUUGCACACACUCCCAGGCUCACGGCAGCUACCAACAUGGCACCACCAGUGUCCGCGACACUGCGGAAGAGGGUUCUGAAGGUGCUCUUCAUAUCACUACUCCUUGACCUGAUUUCGUUCACCUUCAUCCUCCCCCUCUUCCCCAAACUCCUCGAAUUCUACCGCAACCACGAAACCGGCGACCCGAACACGGUCCUCUCGAAGAUUCUCGCCGGCCUCAACGCAUACAAGAACUCGUUUGCGAAACCGAUCAAUUCGCGUUACGACAUUGUCCUUCUCGGCGGCGCGCUUGGCUCGCUGUUCUCACUAUGUCAAGCCAUUGCCUCGCCGGUAAUUGGCACCUUGUCGGACAAAUACGGACGGCGCACGGCGCUACUUUGGUCCAUGGCGGGUAAUGUGCUCAGUGUUGCGCUGUGGGUCGCUGCCACGGACUUCCGGACCUUCCUUGCGAGUCGCAUAGUCGGGGGGCUGAGUGAAGGGAAUGUGCAGCUCGCCAUGGCCAUCGCGACAGACAUCAGUGAUGACAGUCAGCGCGGUGCUACCAUGGCGCUUGUGGGGGUGUGUUUCAGCAUUGCCUUUACGUUUGGACCAGCGCUGGGCGCAUACUUGGGGAGUUUGCCAGCCAUGAACGAGAACCCAUUUGCCAUGGCGGCGGGCUUCUCGCUGUUCCUAAUCGUCACGGAGAGCAUCUACCUUUAUUUCUGCCUCCCGGAAACCCUACCCACGGCGACCACGGCACAAAACGGUACCACGACGAAACACACGGAAGCGACCGAGAAGCAGACACCGCGCGUACGGACAAACUCGCACACCAUUCUCAACGCCACGCAUUUCACCUUCAUCCUCUUCUUCAGCGGCAUGGAGUUCUCGCUCCCAUUCAUGACAUACGACCUCUUCGCAUACGCAGCGAAAGACACAGGCAAACUCCUCGGUUUCAUCGGCCUCGUCGCUUCGCUACUGCAGGGCUCCGUCGUCCGGCGCAUGCACCCAUUGAAGGUGGUCAAACUAGGCGUAGCCAGCUGCACAAUAGCCUUCUUCUUCCUCGGGAGAGUACAAUCGCAACUCGGCCUAUACGGCGCUGCGGCAUUACUAGCAGUCACAAGCGCGACGGUCGUCACGGGAUUGAACAGUCUCUCCUCAUUUGAAGCGAGCGCCGACGAGCGCGGGAACAAGCUGGGGAACCACAGGAGUUUCGGGCAAAUCGGCCGCUCUCUGGGCCCGCUGAUCUUCUGCUCGCUUUACUGGUGGGCCGGUCGCGAGACGGCGUAUGCGGCUGGGUCUGUGGGUAUGGUCGCUGUGUGUGCGUUGGUGUUUGGCGGGUUGAAAACUCCGCCAGGUACGGAGAGUGUGAAGACUAAGCCGAAGCAGGCCAAGCAAGCUGGGAGCUCCCAUCCCAACACGACGAUGAACAACACCGCCGCCGCUGCGUCGGUGGCGGCAAUCGGGAGUCUAUCCGCGUAUCUAAACGCAAAAUACCACAUUGGCCAAGACCUACGAGCCCUGGGAUUUAUGCGUAGAGCAGGGAAGAAUUACGCCGAGCUGGUGAAGAAUAAACGCCAAUGCAUCUGGUACUCGUUUGCGCCCCAGGUCCCCAAAUACGCAAAUGAACUGUGUAUCUGGUCGCGGGAGAAGACGUACACGUGGCAGCAGGUUCAUGAUGGCGCGGUCCAGUGGGCGCAUUUCUUCCUCGCCAAUGGUGUUAGGCCGGGGGAUAUGGUCGCGACGUAUUUGAUGAAUAGUGCGGAUUUUAUGGUUAUUUGGUUGGGACUGUUUUGUAUUGGUUGUGCGCCGGCUCAUUUGAACUACAACCUCAAGGGUGAGAGCUUGAUUCACUGUUUGAGGAUCGCGGAUGUCAAGAUGGUGCUGGUGGAUUCGGAAGCUGACUGUGCUGCGCGGUUCGAGGAGUGUCGGGAGCGCGUGGAGAAAGAGCUGGGUGUUAGGCCGUUUACGGUGGACGAUGCGUUGCUGGAGAAAGUAAGGUCCGGCCCUACCAAUGUGCCGGGCGACGAGUAUAGAGUGGGCGUCGCCGGCUCGGAUCCAGUCUGUCUGCUAUACACAUCUGGCACAACAGGGCUCCCCAAGGCGGGGAAGUUCAUGGUCAGCCGGUACCAUGAGCGCGGGAAUCCAAAGAAGCUCCCUUUCGAUCAAACCGCUGGGCCGAAUGGCGACCGGUGGUAUUGCUGCAUGCCGCUGUUCCAUGGCACGGGAGGUUUGGCGUCAAUGGCGGCUCUCACAGGCGGCAUGAGUAUAGCCAUAGGGCGGAAGUUCUCCGUCAGCACCUUCUGGGACGACAUCCACGACUCGCAAGCAACAAUGUUCAUCUACGUCGGCGAAGCAGCACGAUACCUCCUCAUGGCGCCUCCACACCCCCACGAAAGAAACCACCGCCUACGCGGCAUGUACGGGAACGGCAUGCGCCCUGAUGUCUGGAACCGGUUCAAAGAGCGUUUCAACGUGCCCGAAGUCAUCGAAUUCUUCAACUCAACAGAAGGCGUGCUGCAGAUGGUCGUCCACUCCAAGGGCCCCUUCACAGCAACAACCGUCGCCCAACACGGCCUCCUCAUCAGACAAGCCCUCAAAAACGUCUACGUGCCCGUCCCCAUCGACGCGGAAACAGGCGAGCUGGUCCGCGAUCCCAAAACCGGUUUCGUCACACGCAACUCGUACACCGACGGCGGAGAGAUUCUGGUCGCCGUCCCCGCCGAAGACGCCUUCGCAGGAUACCACAACAACCCCAAAGCCACAGCUAAGAAAUUCGAACGCAACGUCUUCAAACACGGGGACUUGUACUACCGCUCUGGGGACGCGCUGCGGCGCGACGACGACGGACGAUGGUUCUUCCUCGACAGGCUGGGCGACACGUACCGGUGGAAGAGCGAGAACGUGUCCACAGCUGAAGUCGCAGAAGUCCUCGGAAAAUAUCCAGGCGUAGGCGAGGCCAUUGUAUACGGCGCGCUGGUGCCCAAGCACGACGGCCGCGCGGGCUGUGUUGCCCUGCGCCUCACUAACGGCGUCGACCCCACGACGUGCGAUUGGAGCGCGUUUCUGCAGUAUGUAAGGGGUAAGCUGCCGAAGUACGCGGUUCCGCUGUUCUUGAGGCUGGUGAGCGAGGGCUCGAAUACGGAUAAUCAGAAGCAGAAUAAGGGGCCGUUGAGGGAGGAGGGGAUUGAGCUCGAUCGGUAUGGGACGAAGAUGGUGGGCGGGAGGGAUGAUGUUGUGUUGUGGAUUAAGCCGGGCGCGGAUGCUUAUGUGCCGUUUGGGAUGGAGGAUUUGCAGAUGUUGAGGGGGGGGCAGACGCUUUUGUAGGGGGUUUGGUGUUUGGUGAGGAAUGGAUAGAUGGUGUUAUGUGGAGGAUUUGCUAAUUUAAUAUGGACUCACGGACAAUU
Molecule: messenger RNA, 3708 nt
Organism: Dothidotthia symphoricarpi CBS 119687
Lineage: Eukaryota; Fungi; Ascomycota; Dothideomycetes; Pleosporales; Dothidotthiaceae
Product: acetyl-CoA synthetase-like protein
Exons: 5
Coding region: 359-3628 (1089 amino acids)
Biological process (GO): transmembrane transport
Cellular component (GO): membrane
Molecular function (GO): transmembrane transporter activity; long-chain fatty acid-CoA ligase activity; long-chain fatty acid transmembrane transporter activity
Source: RefSeq, a predicted model, not a curated record